GAAAUAAUCACCAAAGUGUUAUUAGUUUUGUGCCUUUAAUUUGAGAAGUUAGAAGAAAGUCAUAACUUGUCUAAAGGAGUUCGUCUAAAGAAAGGUUACAAUUUACAAAACACAUCUACAUAUUUAUAUUCAAAGAGGAGAAAAGAUUUGUAAACAAGAACAACUAUUAUGAGUUCGCCAAUUUUAAGAUUAUUUUUUAAUCUUCAGCUAAAAUAAUGUCAAAUAUUUAACAAAAAAAGCAAUUUGUUAUGAAAAUAUUAACAAACAAAGAAUAAAUAUUCCAUAUUUAGAUUAUUUGUAUUUAUGAUUAUUUUUUAAUUAAAAGUUUAAAAUUAAACCCAUAUUCCUAAUUAAUGAUAAACAAAAAAAAAGCAAGAAAAUCGAAAAGCAACCCAACCCGUGAAAAAUAUUAAUAUUAAUAUUAAAAAUUUUAUAAUAAUUAGAUUAAAAAAGUGAAUAAAAAGAAAAUAAAAAGAAAUCAUAAAAUAUUAUCUAGCAGUUAGCGAAAAAAAAAUGGGGUCAAAUUUUAAAUAUCUAAUAUUUAUACUAGAAUUAAUAAUUAAUUUAACUAAUGGUGAUGUAAUCCUAAUACAAAACAGUAAACAACCAACUUCAAGUUCAACAGCGCCAGAACAAAAUUUUACAACGAAUAUUGAAAUAAAUGGUACAGAAUUUUCUACACCUUCAACAACAUCCAACAACAACAGUAUAAAUAGUGAUAAUAUUAAUUUAAAUGAAACAAUAAUUAAAAAAACAACGAAACCUAUAAUAUCGGCAACAACAACACCAUUACCGGCAAUUACAACUAGCAAUUUAAUGUUAAAUAACAAUACUGAUAAUGUUGAAACAAGUACUGAUACUACAAUUAAUACAACAAAAUUAACACCAUCGAUAUUAUCUUCAACAUCUGCAAUAGAAUCACAAACACAAUCAAAAACUACAACUACUAUUGAAAUUCCUAUAACAACAACAAAUAAUUCAACAAGUACUACAGCAGAUUCAGGUAGUGACACAACAAUUGUUGUUAUCAAAAGUAAAAGCACAUCUACAACAGUUGCCGAAGAUCUCUUAAUACCACCGUCAAAUGUUACACCAAAUAUUGGACAUAAGGAUGCUAUUAAUGAUGAUAAACAAAUUACCGUUAUUAAAACUGCGGAUUGUCCAUCGCUUGAAAAUGCUGAUUCAUUGUCACAGACACAAUUGAUUGAAAGGCUUACACAUGGUUGCAGAUAUGAUCGUCUGGAAAGACCAAUAACAUAUUUGGGUACUGGUGAAAAUAAAACACGAUUACCUGUGAAUGUUUUUGCAAGAGCAUACAUUUAUUUUAUGCAAAGUUUAGAGGCUCAUGAUUUACAAUUUAAAAUUCAUGCAUUAUUACAAAUGCGUUUUGUUGAUCCGCGGCUUGCAUUUAGUGAUAUUGCACCAAGUCGAAAUCAACCAAUUUUAGGAGAAGCUUCACUUAGACAGGCUUUAUGGAUACCACAUAUAUUUUUUGCAAAUGAACGUGACUCAAGUAUUUUGGGUACUGAUCAAAAAGAUGUUUUAACAUCAAUAUCUGGUGAUGGUACAGUUAUAUUAUCUAUACGAAUUCAAGCAACAUUAUAUUGUUGGAUGAAUUUACGUAAAUUUCCAUUUGAUGAACAACAUUGUGCAACAAAUUUAGAAAGCUGGAUGUAUAAUACAAGUGAACUAGUAUUACAUUGGGAAAAAAAAUCUCCAAUAACAUUAGCACCAGAACUACAUUUAACUGAAUAUGUUUUAAUGAAUAUGUAUCAUAAUGAAACGACUAUUAUAGCUGAUUUAUCAGAUUUACGGCAUGGAGCUUUUGCUGGAAAUUACAGUUCUUUGAGUUUUACCGUGCAUUUGGCUAGAGAAAUGGGUUUCUAUUUAAUGGAUUACUUUUUACCAUCAAUGAUGAUUGUUGCUAUAUCAUGGGUAUCAUUUUGGUUACAAGCAGAUCAGUCCGCUCCAAGAAUUACAUUAGGUACUAGCACUAUGUUAACAUUUAUAACGUUAGCAUCUGCUCAAGGAAAAACUUUACCGAAAGUUAGUUAUAUUAAGGUAUCAGAAGUAUGGUUCCUAGGAUGUACAGGAUUUAUUUUUGGCACUUUAGUUGAAUUCGCUUUUGUUAAUACUAUAUGGAGGCGACAUAAAAACGUUGAAUUAAAAAAAGUAAACUCAAAAUAUAUUUUGAAAUCAACUUUAACACCAAGAGCUGCUAGAAAAGAAUUGGGAUUACAAAAGUCUCAAUCAUGUACUAGUUUAGACAGACAAGGAUCAGUAAAAUCUGGAAAAAGUGGUAGUACUACCGCUGCCUAUAACAAUUAUUUAACUGUUCAUAGUUUUCAAAAUAUGCCAACUGUACCAAGUAAAAAUAAUUUACCGAUAAUUCGCACAGAAUCAGCUGAUGACUUUUUAGAUAAUGGGCAUAUUAGUAUUAAUAUGGAACCAUUAAAUCGAUCUAAUCAAAAUAUGAUAUCAAAUUCAACAUUAGAUGGUAAUGGCAAUAAUAAUAAUAUAAGUUGGACAACAAUGACACCACAACAAAUUGCAAUAUGGAUAGAUAAAAGAGCACGUUUUGUGUUUCCUAUAUCAUUUAUUGUUUUUAAUGCAUUAUUUUGGACAUUUGUAUAUGUUCUUUAACAAAACUAUUAUAAGAAAUUUGUUAAUUUAGAUUUAAAAGCAAAAUAUAAUAGCAAUAUUAAUUAUAACUUAAU
Condylostylus longicornis is the source of this 2717-nucleotide messenger RNA. Its product is annotated as pH-sensitive chloride channel 2-like. Lineage: Eukaryota; Metazoa; Arthropoda; Insecta; Diptera; Dolichopodidae. Gene Ontology annotation, molecular function: transmembrane signaling receptor activity; chloride channel activity; extracellular ligand-gated monoatomic ion channel activity. Bases 514 to 2643 code for a protein of 709 amino acids. The transcript has 8 exons. The record is from RefSeq and is a predicted model, not a curated record. Gene Ontology annotation, cellular component: membrane; neuron projection; synapse. Gene Ontology annotation, biological process: chemical synaptic transmission; regulation of membrane potential; chloride transmembrane transport.